AUGCCCUCAAAGAAAUCUAUGGCAAAAAACCGUAAAACCACUGUGGAGGUAUUUGAUAUAGAGUUCAGGUACAUGUACGAGAUACCUUCUCAUUCAGUGGUCCACAUGCCACAUGUGCAUCCAAGCAACCCGUACACAAUGAUUUGUACUCAUUAUAAACCUUACGACCCGAACUCAUGUCUUGCGGGUAGCGAUUGCAGGUUUCUACACGCCAAUGUUGAUUACAGCACGCUGAAGGCGCAUCCCAUUCAUGUGAAUUACAUAUGGCGCCAUGAGAGUGAAUGUACAUACGAACGCUGUCAAUCGGGUGAUGUGCUUGAGGUUCUGCUUCCCAAUAAUAAAAAACCAAUUGAGAGGAUUGCUAGCGGACUCGUUCUUGUUACACAAGCAGUUAUUCCACAGCCCUCUGCGGAGGGAAGACCACUUUCUCAUUGCGCACAUUACUAUUUUAAUGGCGUAUGUCAUCGUGGCGCGUCCUGCAACUUUGUUCAUGCUGUUGCCGUCGACCCUGAAGUGGAUCUCAGCUCCAAUCGUAUUCUUUGCCGCUCUCAUCGGCGCCAUCACGCCAGUGGUAAUAAAUCCGGAGAAAAAUUAUCAGCUGGGAGCCCUCUCGACAGUUCUCCCGGUUCAUUUCCCGAUGGGACGCCACUUGGUUUCGCGAUGGUUGUGCACAAAAGAGUUCCUUCCGUCGGCAGUAGCGAUGUGACGAGUCCCACUUCAGGUCGCGAUAACGGGCAUCUCGGACUUUCUGGAAGUGGCCAUCAACAUGAUGAUUGCACUACAUCUGACAUGAACACCAUUUCUGAUGGCAGUGCUCCUCGGCGCCCACGUUUCUACCGACAUAAUCCUUACGGGUUAUAA
This is a messenger RNA of Trypanosoma brucei brucei TREU927, 861 nucleotides long. RefSeq lists its product as hypothetical. The record is from RefSeq and is a predicted model, not a curated record. The coding region runs from base 1 to 861 and encodes 286 amino acids. NCBI's taxonomy places the organism in Eukaryota, Euglenozoa, Kinetoplastea, Trypanosomatida, Trypanosomatidae. Gene Ontology annotation, molecular function: metal ion binding. The transcript has a single exon.